AUGACGAGCACAUACGACCAUAGGCACCUAAGCGGCACUCUAGGGUAUUCUCCGAACACAAAUCUUUUAUUCGGACGUAUUGGGGAUACUACCAAGACAAUCCUGAACAAGGCUUUCAUAUUUUUCUGUAGUGGUGUGUUGAACGAGUGUGAGCAAGAGAGCAAAGUGCGAGGGAACACUACAGGAAUGCCGGUGUCCACGUCGAUGAACAGUGAAACUUGA
Molecule: messenger RNA, 222 nt
Organism: Penicillium coprophilum
Lineage: Eukaryota; Fungi; Ascomycota; Eurotiomycetes; Eurotiales; Aspergillaceae
Exons: 3
Coding region: 1-222 (73 amino acids)
Source: RefSeq, a predicted model, not a curated record